Rotaria sp. Silwood2 is the source of this 327-nucleotide messenger RNA. The record is from the annotation of a GenBank genome assembly. NCBI's taxonomy places the organism in Eukaryota, Metazoa, Rotifera, Eurotatoria, Philodinida, Philodinidae.
AUGCCACGUCAAAGUAAAAAAAUUUCGAAAGAUCCAAAUGCGCCUAAACGACCAUUAUCAGGGUAUUUCUUAUUUGCACGUGAUGAACGACCAAAAAUUAAAUUGACACAACCAAAUGUUGCUAUAACAGGUAAGAAAAAUCGUGAAGUAAUGAAAGUAAUCGGUCAACGAUGGUCAAAUUUAGAUGUUGAUCUCAAAAAACAAUAUGUUAAGUUAGCAGCAGAAGAAAAAAUUCGAUAUGAUCAAGAGAUGGCUGUUUAUCGGCGAAAAACAGCGAUUACAAACUCCAUUGUAUCGAUGGACAACCAAGUAUCCGUCAUCGAAUAA